Parathielavia appendiculata is the source of this 935-nucleotide messenger RNA. RefSeq lists its product as uncharacterized. The record is from RefSeq and is a predicted model, not a curated record. NCBI's taxonomy places the organism in Eukaryota, Fungi, Ascomycota, Sordariomycetes, Sordariales, Chaetomiaceae. The transcript has a single exon. Bases 234 to 779 code for a protein of 181 amino acids.
ACAGCUCUUGCGCUCAUCAUGAACCCAGACAAGCCACACCAGGAAGAUACCGCAGGCCAGACAGAUGAAGCUGUAAAUGAGAACGACCAGGGCGACACCCAACACACCGGGCGGAAGCUGGUCCAUCAUGCCGGCGCUGGUGAGGGGGGAAGCGGAAGAAUCGAGUGAGAUCAGGAACCAAGACGAAAGUCUGCAGCAGGGCUGACAGGUAUACCUGAACUCGAGGGCGUUCCAUGGCGCCGGGUCAUACAGCAGCCACUGUCAGCCACGACCAGGGUGCCCAAGAAGAAGAGGAAAACCGGCGUCGCAAAACAGCAAUUCCCGGCUGCCGAAGGAGCUGGAUUGGGGCGGAACGGAGCUUCAUCCUGUCUGAGCACAAGGUCGUGCUGACUAUUUGGGCUUGGAGUCGAACACUAGCUCUGUGCCUGGUGGGGUCGCGGACGCGCGGAGGCCAUAUGCACCAGUCUGCUUUGCAGUUGGGUUGGUAUCGUCGGCGCAUCGCAUCUGCUGAAACACCCUGGCUGACAUGUACUGUGUACAGGGCAGGGGGCGGGUGUGCAGAUCACAUCGAGCCUGCAACCCAAGAUCGCACGGGCCAAGGCUGUCUGGGAUCCCGGGCCGGCAAUGUUCUUCCCAACCGAGGACACCGCACAAGGACAGAGCACUCCGUAACUUCAUCCGCCCAAAAAGUAUUUGGCGACUUGGGAUUGCUCAUGCCAAGGCGCAUUCAGACGAAUAAUCGUUGCCCGACUGGCGGAAAGGAUAGGAAAUUCGCAUGAAACAUGGCAAUACCUCAACCGCAGCAAAAAAGUUCGAGAAGCUGGCGAGAAACCGGAUAGUUCUGGGCGGGGUGGCUGGAAGGAGCGACACUUGCGAAGCUAGGCACAGAAGCUCCAUCGCGGCGAUUGAUCCUUCGGUCUUAGCGUCGGUGUCAG